AUGGCUCGAGGGGCAGGGAUCGGAGGCGAGGGUGCCGGCCGGCGAUAUGUAAAGACGGCACACAAGGUUGGCUUUGCCUUUGGAGCGGUGCCGUCUGCGCUGACGGCGACGAUCAUCGGAUUCUUUUUUGCCCCGUUCUUGCUCGAGACUGCCCUGCUCUCGCCGCAGCAGGUCGCUGCGAUUCUGCUCAUCGGUCGGUGCUGGGACGCCGUGACCGACCCGUCGGCGGGCUUCCUGGUGGCGCGGACGUCGAGCCGGUUUGGCCGGCUGCGGGUGUGGAUCGCCGCUGCGAUCUUUCCGGCAGCCAUCUCGUAUGGCCUGCUCUGGCUGACUCUUCCCGAAUGGUCGCCGGCGGCGCGGUUUGCCUACUACACUGGCGUCUACUGCACCUACCAGAUGCUGUUCACCGCGUACUAUGUCCCGUACACCUCGCUCACUAUGCAGAUCUCGCCGAUCUCGGCUGAACGUGACGCUGUGACUGCGGUCCGCAUGAUUGCCGAAAUCCUGGCGGUCCUCAUCGGCGUCGGCGGGCAGGGCUUCAUGGUCGCCGACUCAGACGCUGCCGACGGGUACCGGCUCGCUGGUCUGGUGAACGGAUGCUUGGCGGUAGUCUCUGGCCUCAUUCUCCUCAUCACCGUCCCGCAGCUUGGCGCGGCGUACGAGGUCACCGACGACCGGUGUGCCCACCUCUCACUCCUGGCCGGCCUCCGGGUCUCGAUCUCGUUCAGGCCGUACUUUGUGCUGACCAUGAUCUUUCUCUGUGCGUGGAUCUCGGUCCUCCUCGUCCAGACCAACAUCCUGCUGUACAUCAAGUAUGCGCUCGACAUUGAGGGCCACUUUCAGUUUAUUCUCAUCACUCUCCUGUUCACAGCCUCGGCUUCGAUGCCGGUGUGGGCCUGGCUCUCAGGCCGGCGCGGGCGGAAGCCCACGUUUGUGGCGGGCGUCAUUUGCUUUGCGCUCCCGCUCCUCUCGCUCUUCAUCAUGCCUGUCCGCCAACCGAUCCCCAUGUACUUUGUGGCUUCCAUUGCAGGCGUCGGCUUUGGCGCAGCAUACUACGUUCCGUGGUCGAUGCUCCCGGACGUGCUCGACGAGUACGAGUUUGGCUCGGGCAUCACCCUUGCGGCCUCUACUUACGUCCUCUCGCUUGGCGGCUACCGCAAUCCGCCAUCCAAGGCUGAGAAGGAGGCCUUUGGCUGGCCCGACGACGUGGACCAGCCGUCGUCGCUCGACUUGACCCUCCGCUGCCUCGUCUCGUUCGCGCCUGCUCUCUUUCUCUCAACAUCGCUCAUCUUUCUCUACAUCUACCCUAUUUCCGAGUCGCAGCGCAAGGCUAACAAGGCUGCCCUCCUCGCUGCCGCUGCAAAUCGGCCUGUUGUCGCUCUUCGCGACGACGUCCCCCUCCUCUCCGGCCGCGGCGUGUGAUCUCUGCUCAUGUCGAGCGUGGUGACGAGUAUACAGCUCUUGCACGUCGUGGAAUCAGCGACUCUAGAUCCACACAUUGAACACAAUUGUAG
Molecule: messenger RNA, 1514 nt
Organism: Thecamonas trahens ATCC 50062
Lineage: Eukaryota; Apusomonadida; Apusomonadidae
Product: major facilitator superfamily transporter domain-containing protein 2
Exons: 2
Coding region: 1-1422 (473 amino acids)
Biological process (GO): carbohydrate transport
Cellular component (GO): membrane
Molecular function (GO): symporter activity
Source: RefSeq, a predicted model, not a curated record